Cyanistes caeruleus (blue tit) is the source of this 550-nucleotide messenger RNA. NCBI's taxonomy places the organism in Eukaryota, Metazoa, Chordata, Aves, Passeriformes, Paridae. The record is from RefSeq and is a predicted model, not a curated record.
GAAAUUAAUGGCCAUGAGCUCAUUUUUGAUCAACUCCAACUAUGUGGACCCCAAGUUCCCACCCUGCGAGGAAUAUUCCCACAGCGAUUACCUCCCCAACCACUCGCCGGAAUAUUACCAGAGGCACCGCCACGACUCUUUCCACCACGAAUCCAACUCGUACGAGCCUCGAUCCUCGUGCAAGGAGCAGAUUUACUGUCCCGGCUCCGGGAUGUCCCCGCGGGGUCACAUCCACGGCGGGCCGGGCCAGCGGAGCCGCCUCCCGGAGCCGCAGCGGGGCCGCAGCCCCAGCUCGCCCCCAUCCUGCAGCCAAAAUCCGGGAGAGCCCCGAGAGGAGCCCGUGGUUUACCCCUGGAUGAAAAAAGUGCACGUGAGCACGGCAAAUCUCCGCAGACCGUCUGUCGGGAAAAAAGCACCCGGAGUCCUCCAAGAAACCUUCAGGGGCCAGAAUAAUAAUGAUAAUCAUGAAAAUAAUAAUAAUUAUCAUUAUAAUAAUAAUGAUAAUAUUAAUAAGAAUAAAAGACGAGCCCCUAAAGGUGAAAUAUUUUGA